Messenger RNA from Phycomyces blakesleeanus NRRL 1555(-), 2709 nucleotides. RefSeq lists its product as hypothetical. Bases 1 to 2709 code for a protein of 902 amino acids. The record is from RefSeq and is a predicted model, not a curated record. Lineage: Eukaryota; Fungi; Mucoromycota; Mucoromycetes; Mucorales; Phycomycetaceae. The transcript is spliced from 16 exons. Gene Ontology annotation, cellular component: nucleus. Gene Ontology annotation, biological process: recombinational repair. Gene Ontology annotation, molecular function: ATP binding; hydrolase activity; 3'-5' DNA helicase activity.
AUGGGAGAAUUAGAUUUCUUGAAUCAACUUGUCGAAAUCCAGUACAAUGCUGCAACCUCUAACUCAGAAACCCUCCAGAUAUUAGCCGUACCUGGUUCCGGAAAGACUCGAGUUUUGACAUCUCGGAUUGCCUGGUUGAUUAUUGCCAACGAGUUAGAGCCAAGAAGUAUAGUAGCUGUCACAUUUACCAACAAGGCGGCCAAGGAGAUGAAGGAACGCCUUUGUUCCGAAGCAUUAUUGGGCUCCAAGAGAACCGAGGAAUUGAUGAUCGGCACUUUCCACUCAGUCUGUUCCCGAUUGAUUAGAAAAUAUCCCCACUAUUGUGGACUUAAGGGCAACUUUAUGAUUGCCAACCCCGAAAAAAGUCGUGAUAUAAUCAACAAGAUCAUUUACACCUUGCGCCUUGCAAAAGUCGAAGGUUCUAACAAGCCAGAUGUUUACUUUAACGAAAUAUCCAAGGCUCGUAACAAGGGUUUAGAUGUGAAGAAAUAUGCAGACCUGCAUUCUAGCUCUCCCAACAAGCAGAACACUAUAAAUGUGUUUAGGGCUUACGAGAAGGAGCUUUUGCGACUCAACUAUGUCGAUUUUGACAGUCUGAUGGUUAUUGGAAGAGACUUAUUAGUCAGACAUCCCGAGCUCAUGAACGGAACAGAGCACAUUCUCGUUGACGAAUUCCAAGACACAAAUACCAUACAAUACCAAAUUUUGAAAGCAAUGGCAUAUGGUCGUAAGAAGGUUACUGUAGUUGGAGAUCCAGACCAGAGUGUGUUUGGUUGGAGAGACGGUGACCCGGCCAACUUUGCCAAGAUGCAUGAUGAUUUCUCUGGAAUAAAUGUUAUCCAUAUGAGCAUAAGUUUCCGUAGCUCUGGAAGCAUUAUCGAGGCAGCCGGAAGUGUUGUCCGGAUUGAUCCUUCCCGUGACAGUCGCUCUUGCCGUACAGACAAUCUUGUUGGUAUGCCAGUAAAGGUCUUGGUUGCCGAUGAUGGAGAGGGAGAGGCCGAUAUGGUUGCCAGACAAAUCAUUCGUGUUCGGGAUGAAUCCAAAGGGCUGUUUGACUACAAUGACUUUGCCGUCCUGGUCCGUACCAACUAUCUAACCCGUAACUUUGAACAAGCAUUCAUGUUGGCAAAUAUCCCCUGUGUUGUCGUUGGUGGACCACAAUUUGUGGAAAGAGCAGAAGUUAAAGAUAUCCUUGGUUACUUGAUUUUUUGCUUCAAUCCAGAGGAUUUUUUAUCUUUCGAAAAAAUCGUUAAUGUCCCUAACCGGGGCAUUAACGAUGCGACUAUUCAGUAUCUUCGGGGGCGGUGCCUGGAGGAUGGCAUAAAUGUCAUCGAUGUAAUCAAGAUGAUUACAGGCCGUACUCCAGGCCCGCCCCCAAGAUUUUACCUUUCCACAAAGGUCAAGAGCUCGUUGACCGAGCUCUUGUACCUUUUCGAGGAUAUCAAGCAACAGCUUGACACAAAGACUCCACUACCAGAGAUAUUCUCUAUAAUCCUGGAUUUGACGGAUUAUAGAGAGUAUCUCCGCAAGGAAUUUGCGGAGUCUUUCGUGUCUCGGUGGGAGAAUGUUGGAGAGCUCGUCACAUACGCAAGUGUGUAUAUUUCUGAGCUCUCCACUAGGGCCAUCUCCCCCGACCAAGACCCCAUCAUUGGGUUCUUGGAGGCUGUUGCUCUCGGCCCCGAGCAACUCGAGCCCAAUGAAGUUAUGAAGGGGAAGGUCACCAUCAGCACCCUUCAUAACUCCAAAGGGCUCGAGUGGCCCUGCGUCUUUGUGGCGGCUUGUGAGGAAGGGGUCAUCCCACAUUCAAGAGUCGACUCAAAGAUGGAGGAGAGUCGACUAUUGUAUGUAGGGAUGACCCGAGCCAAGUGCCUUUUAUAUUGUUCGUACGCUAGGACUCGUAUGGGCUGGUCCAACGUAAUACGCAAGUAUCCCAGUAGUUUCUUGACCGAUCUGAUCAGGCGCGAGGGCUCAAAAAUCAUUACACCUAUUGAUGUGGAGAUGCUCGAGGGAUAUUCGAAGCUACUAAAGAGACCACUACUUGAAAAUGAUGCCGUUGAAGAAUCCCACGCUAUUUUGUCUUACCCAGCCACCCAAGAAUACUCACAAAUGUCACUAUGUACCCAAUCCUCUCUUUCUUUAAGUACACAACAAAACAAGUCAAUCAUACAACACACCUCAGCGAUGAUACCCGAAGACCCAUUCUCAACACUGGAGCUAUCGUUUCAUGAAAUCGAAAUGAUUCUCGAUGCUCCAGAUAGCCCAAUCCCCUCUCCAACACACGAUUCCGUAAACACUCUUUUAGAAAAAAGACUGCAAGACGAUGCCGAGGAAUCACACGAAGAAAACUCUUCGUACAACAACAGCAGCAGCAGAAGUAGCAGCAACAGCAACAACAACGAUAAUAACAACAAUAAUAACCAAAAGAGGCUUAAAAUCUCGGAUGAUAUCCCCAAGAUCUCGCCUGAAUUAACCACUAUUCUAAAAGAGUGCAUAAUCAGGUGUGUUAAGGAAGCUGGAAAUACACGGCAUGUGUUUGUAGUAGGGCAUAUGGGCUCUAUUGUGAAGAAUGAGCUCAAGAAGGACGGGAUCUAUAUUCCAUAUGAAGAUAUCUGUGUCGAGGUCAAGGAGUUGCUGGAAUCUCUGGUAGAUUCUGGCGAUAUGAUUUAUACUCGCCACAAAAAGAACGAAAAGUAUACAAUUGCCGAAUAA